This is a messenger RNA of Equus quagga, 5240 nucleotides long. RefSeq names its product cyclin dependent kinase 13 (gene CDK13). Gene Ontology annotation, cellular component: cyclin/CDK positive transcription elongation factor complex; nucleus. Gene Ontology annotation, biological process: positive regulation of transcription elongation by RNA polymerase II; transcription elongation by RNA polymerase II; protein phosphorylation. Bases 132 to 4679 code for a protein of 1515 amino acids. The transcript is spliced from 14 exons. Gene Ontology annotation, molecular function: cyclin binding; ATP binding; cyclin-dependent protein serine/threonine kinase activity. Lineage: Eukaryota; Metazoa; Chordata; Mammalia; Perissodactyla; Equidae. The record is from RefSeq and is a predicted model, not a curated record.
GCUCCAGGCCGGCCCUUGUGCUCGGUGUCCCUCCGCCGCCGCCGCCGUUCCCGUUUCCGGCGGGGGAGAUGGCCGGGAUCUGAGCCGGAGGAGGCCGCACCCGCGCCGCGCUCUGCGGCGGGCUCUAGGCGAUGCCGAGCAGCUCGGACACGGCGCUGGGGGGAGGCGGGGGCCUGAGCUGGGCGGAGAAGAAGUUGGAGGAACGCCGCAAGCGGAGGCGAUUCCUGUCCCCUCAGCAGCCGCCGCUGCUGUUGCCGCUCCUGCAGCCGCAGCUCCUGCAACCGCCGCCGCCCCCGCCGCCUCUGCUCUUCCUGGCUGCUCCCGGCACGGCCGCCGCCGCAGCCGCCGCCGCCGCGGCCUCCUCCUCUUGCUUCAGCCGGGCCCCCCCUCUGGAGGUCAAGCGGCUGGCGAGAGGCAAGAGGCGCCCAGGAGGGCGGCAGAAGCGGCGCCGCGGGCCCCGCGCCGGGCAGGAGGCGGAGAAGCGUCGGGUCUUCUCGCUGCCCCAGCCGCAGCAGGACGGCGGUGGCGGUGCCAGUAGCGGCGGGGGUGUGACCCCGCUGGUGGAAUACGAGGAUGUGAGCUCCCAGUCCGAGCAGGGGCUGCUGCUGGGGGGGGCCAGCGCGGCAACGGCGGCGACGGCUGCCGGGGGAACGGGGGGCAGCGGCGGGAGUCCGGCCUCGUCCUCCGGCACCCAGCGGCGCGGGGAGGGCUCGGAGCGCAGGCCCCGGCGGGACCGCCGCCGCAGCAGCGGCCGCAGCAAGGAGCGCCACCGCGAGCACCGGCGGCGGGACGGGCAGCGCGGCGGCGGCGAGGCCUCCAAGUCCCGCAGCCGCCACAGCCACAGCCACAGCGGCGAGGAGCGGGCCGAGGCGGCCAAGAGCGGCAGCAGCAGCAGCAGCGGCGGCCGCCGGAAGAGCGCCUCGGCCACGUCCAGCAGCAGCAGCAGCCGCAAGGACCGGGACCCCAAGGGCCACCGGAGCCGGACUAAGUCGUCCAAGGAGCCGCCUUCGGCCUACAAGGAGCCGCCCAAGGCCUACCGGGAGGACAAGAGCGAGCCCAAGGCCUACAGGCGGCGGCAGCGCUCGCUGAGCCCGCUGGGCGGCCGGGACGACAGCCCGGUGUCCCACAGGGCCUCGCAGAGCCUGAGGAGCCGCAAGUCCCCCAGCCCGGCGGGAGGUGGCAGCAGCCCCUAUUCUCGGCGGCUCCCCCGCUCCCCGAGCCCCUACAGCCGCCGCCGCUCCCCCAGCUACAGCCGCCACAGUUCCUACGAGCGCGGCGGCGACGUGUCCCCCAGCCCCUACAGCAGCAGCAGCUGGCGCCGCUCCCGGAGCCCCUACAGCCCGGUCCUCAGACGGUCUGCCAAGUCCCGAAGCAGAAGCCCAUAUUCAUCUAGGCAUUCAAGAUCUCGUAGCAGGCACAGAUUGUCUAGAUCCAGAAGUCGUCAUUCUAGCAUUUCUCCUAGCACACUAACUCUCAAGAGUAGCCUGGCAGCUGAAUUGAACAAGAAUAAAAAAGCAAGAGCUGCAGAGGCAGCAAGAGCUGCAGAGGCAGCGAAAGCUGCAGAAGCAGCUAAGGCUGCUGAGGCCGCUGCCAAAGCUGCCAAAGCCUCAAACACUUCUACACCUACCAAGGGGAGCACAGAAACUGGUGCCAGUGCAUCACAAACCAACCACGUGAAGGAUGCGAAGAAACUUAAAAUUGAGCAUGCACCUUCUCCCUCAAGUGGUGGAACUUUAAAGAAUGACAAGGCAAAAACAAAGCCACCUCUUCAGGUGACAAAGGUGGACAAUAAUUUGAUUGUAGAUAAAGCCACCAAGAAAGCAGUUGUAGUUGGGAAGGAGAGUAAAUCUGCUGCUACGAAGGAGGAACCAGUAUCUCUUAAAGAGAAAACCAAACCACUUACACCAAGCAUAGGCGCCAAGGAGAAGGAGCAACAUGUGGCUUUAGUGACCUCUACGUUACCACCAUUACCCUUGCCUCCCAUGCUGCCUGAAGAUAAAGAUACUGAUAGCUUACGAGGAAAUAUUUCAGUAAAAGCGGUUAAAAAAGAAGUAGAAAAGAAACUACGAUGUCUACUUGCUGAUUUACCACUGCCCCCUGAGCUACCAGGAGGGGAUGAUCUCUCCAAGAGUCCAGAGGAAAAGAAAACGGCAACACAGUUACAUAGUAAAAGGAGACCUAAAAUAUGUGGGCCUCGCUAUGGUGAAAUCAAAGAAAAAGAUAUUGACUGGGGAAAACGCUGCGUGGAUAAAUUUGAUAUCAUCGGAAUUAUCGGAGAAGGUACCUAUGGACAAGUUUACAAAGCCAGGGAUAAAGACACUGGAGAGAUGGUAGCCUUAAAAAAAGUACGUCUAGAUAAUGAAAAGGAAGGCUUUCCGAUUACAGCAAUUCGAGAAAUUAAAAUUCUCCGGCAGCUUACCCAUCAGAGUAUUAUCAAUAUGAAGGAAAUAGUGACCGAUAAAGAAGAUGCUCUGGAUUUUAAGAAGGAUAAAGGUGCAUUUUAUCUGGUGUUUGAAUACAUGGACCAUGAUCUGAUGGGACUACUGGAAUCAGGCUUGGUUCAUUUUAAUGAAAAUCACAUAAAGUCAUUUAUGAGACAGCUCAUGGAAGGUCUGGAUUAUUGUCAUAAGAAGAACUUUUUGCAUAGAGAUAUUAAAUGUUCAAAUAUUCUUCUAAAUAAUAGAGGGCAGAUAAAACUCGCAGAUUUUGGACUUGCUCGAUUAUAUAGCUCAGAAGAAAGUCGGCCAUAUACUAACAAGGUCAUCACUUUAUGGUACCGUCCACCUGAACUGCUGUUGGGAGAAGAACGAUAUACGCCAGCUAUUGACGUAUGGAGCUGUGGAUGUAUCCUUGGUGAACUCUUCACUAAAAAACCGAUAUUUCAAGCAAAUCAGGAACUUGCACAACUAGAAUUAAUAAGCCGUAUAUGUGGGAGUCCAUGUCCUGCAGUCUGGCCCGAUGUAAUCAAACUACCCUAUUUCAACACCAUGAAACCAAAGAAGCAAUACCGUCGAAAGUUAAGAGAAGAAUUUGUUUUUAUCCCUGCAGCCGCACUAGACUUGUUUGAUUACAUGCUCGCCUUGGAUCCUAGUAAGCGCUGCACUGCAGAACAGGCUCUUCAGUGUGAGUUCCUACGAGACGUGGAACCUUCAAAAAUGCCUCCGCCAGACCUUCCUUUAUGGCAAGAUUGUCAUGAGUUAUGGAGUAAAAAACGAAGAAGACAGAAGCAGAUGGGCAUGACUGAUGAUGUUUCCACAAUUAAAGCCCCCAGAAAGGACUUGUCUCUGGGCUUGGAUGACAGCAGAACCAGUACCCCUCAGGGUGUGCUGCCGUCUUCACAACUGAAAUCUCAGGGCAACUCGAAUGUAGCACCUGUAAAAACAGGCCCUGGACAGCAGUUAAACCACAGUGAAUUGGCAAUUCUACUAAACCUACUACAAUCUAAAACAAGUGUUAAUAUGGCUGAUUUUGUCCAAGUGUUGAACAUUAAGGUAAACUCUGAGACUCAACAGCAGCUCAAUAAAAUAAACCUUCCUGCUGGAAUUUUGGCAACAGGUGAAAAACAGACAGAUCCAUCAACACCACAGCAGGAGUCUUCGAAACCAUUGGGAGGAAUUCAGCCUUCUUCUCAGAGCAUCCAGCCUAAAGUGGAGACUGAUGCUACCCAGGCUGCUGUGCAGAGCGCAUUUGCGGUUCUGUUGACUCAGUUAAUAAAGGCUCAGCAGUCGAAGCAGAAAGACGUGCUACUAGAAGAGAGGGAGAAUGGAUCGGGACAUGAAGCGUCGUUACAACUCAGGCCACCUCCAGAACCUAGCACUCCGGUCUCGGGGCAAGAUGACCUCAUCCAACACCAAGAUAUGAGGAUAUUGGAGCUCACACCAGAACCAGACCGGCCUCGCAUUCUGCCUCCUGAUCAGCGACCUCCUGAACCACCUGAACCACCACCAGUCACUGAGGAAGAUCUGGAUUAUCGGACAGAAAACCAGCACGUCCCCACCACUGGUUCUUCCUUAACUGACCCUCAUGCCGGAGUGAAAGCAGCGCUGUUACAGCUUCUUGCUCAGCAUCAGCCCCAGGAUGAUCCCAAAAGAGAAGGUGGUAUUGACUACCAAGUAGGAGACACUUACGUACCCACUUCAGACUACAAGGACAACUUUGGAUCUUCUUCCUUCUCCUCUGCUCCUUAUGUUAGCAGUGAUGGUCUAGGGGGUAGCUCUGCUCCACCACUGGAACGACGUAGCUUCAUCGGGAACUCUGAUAUUCAGUCUUUGGACAACUACAGUACUACUUCAUCUCAUUCUGGUGGGCCACCUCAGCCUUCUGCCUUUUCGGAGUCAUUUCCUAGUUCAGUAGCUGGAUAUGGAGACAUUUACCUCAAUACUGGUCCCAUGUUGUUUAGUGGAGACAAGGACCAUAGAUUUGAAUAUAGCCAUGGCCCCAUUGCAGUCCUGGCAAACAGCAGUGACCCUUCCACAGGGCCCGAGAGUACUCAUCCUUUGCCAGCAAAGAUGCACAACUAUAACUAUGGUGGUAACUUACAGGAAAACCCAGGCGGCCCUGGCCUCAUGCAUGGACAGACCUGGACUUCUCCUGCUCAAGGACCUGGAUAUUCACAAGGAUACAGGGGACACAUUAGCACAUCAACUGGCAGAGGUCGAGGCAGAGGGUUACCAUACUGAGUAUCUGUUUUUCCUCAGGCACAUCAUUUUUAUCUGGAAAGACUUUUCUAGCUGCGAUUUAAGGCAGCAGUCCAAGAGACUUGAAUAAUAUUAAUUCAACAACAGCUUUAUUUUUAUGUGGAAAAGGGUCUUGCAUACAAUAGUUAAAAAAAAAAAGACAAAAAAAACCUUUGCUUAAAUUCAUGCUGUUCUAAAAACUAGAUCUAUUAAUUGUACAUCUUCACGAAUUCUAGUUAACAAUUUUAUUUUGUAUUCUUGCAGUUUUAAGUGGAUGCUAAUCUUAGGGACAUAAAAGUCUUUAUGGCCCUCUGCAGAUCUUCUGAACUAUGCACAUUUGUGCUUUUUUUGUAAGUUUGGACCAACUUUUAUGUAACAACCAACAAACCCCUCCCCCCUCCAGUUUUACAACAAUCAGAAAGGGCACUGAUUUAUUUGGUAUUUUUCUUUUUACAAAGCUACCUUUAGUCAAAGGUCACUGUCAGUCUUUGCACCUGCUUUCAGUGUUAUUGUGAAAGGUGUACUUUGUGCAUUUCAGAAAAUAAAACACAACCUUUCUCUUGA